Molecule: messenger RNA, 1392 nt
Organism: Linnemannia hyalina
Lineage: Eukaryota; Fungi; Mortierellomycota; Mortierellomycetes; Mortierellales; Mortierellaceae
Source: the annotation of a GenBank genome assembly
AUGGCCACCAUCAAGUUCAACAGGCCGCGAGCCAUCCGCCUCUUGGCCGCCGUCGCAAUCUCCCUCGCCAUCGUCUCGCUCGUCUCCGCCCAUGGAAACCAUCACCGCAACAACAACCAGAUCCCAAAGGACAGCGUCCACGCUCACGCUGAUCCCACCAACCCCGGCGACUGUCCCUUCCACAAGGCCGCUCAAGCCGGUGAGAAGGAGGAGACUCUCUUUCACGCCCAGCCCGUCUAUGACAAAGAUGGGAACCUCGUUGGAUCAAACGUCGAACACGGGGACCUGCCAGGAUCCGCCACCAACAGUCGCAUGAAAGCCCUCUUUGCCUUUCUCUUCCCCGGCUCACCUAUGGUCAACUCUCUCCUCGGCACCACCUACAUCUCGAUCAUUCCCAACCUGCUCCUCUACUUUGUCCCGCCAGAUAUCAAGCCCGAGUCGCUCAACACCCUCGUCGCAUUCGCUGUCGGCGGUCUCCUUGGCGACGUCUUCCUGCAUCUCCUGCCUCACUCGUUCCUGGGCGAGGUCCACACUGGCGAAUUAGUCGCCGUCAACGAAAAGAAGAACGUGUUCGUCGGUCUGAGCAUCUUUGUCGGAUUCUUCAUCUUCUUCUGUAUCGACAAGGUGAUGCGCGUUGUCAGUGGAGGCGAAGGAGGACACAGCCAUAGCCAUGGCCAUGAUCAUGACAACACCGUCAAGGACCACCACCACCACGACCAGGAUAACGACCACAAGCACGAACAUAAACACGAGGACAAUGAUGCGACUCUUCGCCAGCGCAAGAACACCAACAAGGACAAGGACGAGCAGAAGGAGGAUAAAAAGGUGGCAGAGAAGCCUAAGGAGAUCUCGAACAGCAUCAAGUUGUCUGCCUACCUGAAUCUCAUUGCGGACGCGACACACAACUUUACCGACGGUCUUGCUAUGGCUGCCUCCUUUUACACCUCUCCAGCCAUCGGAGCCACCACCACCGUAGCCGUCUUCUUCCACGAGAUCCCUCACGAGGUUGGCGACUAUGCUAUCUUGAUCCAGUCGGGCUUUCCUCGGAGCAAGGCCAUGCUGUCGCAAUUUAUCACCGCCAUUGGAGCGUACUUGGGCACAUUGGCUGGAAUUGCGAUUGAGGAGUUGAGCAAGUCUGGAGACGGCGCCGACCAAGCCUUGGAGGAUCAAAAGUUGGCGCUUUUUGGGUUCGAGAGCAUCCCCAUGCGCGCAGGCGACCUUGUGAUCCCAUUCACUGCGGGCGGAUUCUUAUACAUUGCCACCGUCGGCGUCAUCCCCGAGCUCUUGACCGUCUCGGGCAAGUUUGCCAAGGAUGCCAGGCAGUUUGGAGCCGAAAUCGUUGCCAUGCUGAUCGGUGUAGGCAUGAUGACCAUCAUUGCCUUGAACGAAUAG